AUGGGUGACUGGUCCAUUCUUGGGCGUUUUCUGUCCGAGGUCCAGAAUCAUUCUACUGUGAUAGGCAAGAUUUGGCUCACCAUGCUGCUCAUUUUCCGGAUCUUGUUGGUGGCCUUGGUGGGAGAUGCAGUCUACAAUGAUGAGCAGUCCAAGUUCACCUGCAAUACCCAGCAGCCCGGAUGCAACAACGUCUGUUACGACACAUUUGCACCUGUUUCCCACCUGAGGUUUUGGGUUUUUCAAAUUGUGCUGGUCUCUACACCAUCCAUAUUCUACAUCGUGUUUGUUUUGCAUAAAAUUGCCAAGGAUGAGAAGCUCGACGGUCAGCGGGCACAGGUGUUGAGGCAAAGUCCUUCAAGGCAAGGCAUGGGGCAAAAAGAUGGCAAGGAGAAGAUGAGGGUUGGUGUACCUACCUACUGUCCUCAUUUCAGGGAAGAUUGGGACGAGACAGAAAGAACACAACACAGCUUUCUGGAGGAGGGCCACGGUGCAUUAGCAGAAGACCCUACAAAGCAAUCCAAACAGGUUCUGCUCAUCUACAUCCUUCAUGUAUUUCUUAGAUCCAUCAUGGAGAUCACCUUCCUAGUGGGCCAGUAUUUGUUAUUUGGGUUUGAGGUGCCCCACCUCUACCGUUGUGAGACCUAUCCUUGCCCAACUCGCACAGACUGUUUUGUGUCUCGCGCCACUGAGAAAACCAUCUUCCUGAACUUUAUGUUUAGCAUCAGCCUGGGCUGCUUUGUGCUCAACAUAGCAGAGCUUCACUACCUGGGCUGGGUCUAUAUUUUCCGUGUCCUCUGUUCAACAUGCUCCAACUGUUGUGGUCAAGAGAAGGUUCCAGAUAAAAUGUACUCCAAGCAAAACCCACUGUUGCUUCAACUCAGGCAUUCUCUGAGAGGUCAGCUGGUUCUGCAGACCCGAUCCGCCAUGGCUCAAGAGAAGACAGGAGGUCUUCUUACACAUGCUCCAGCUAUAUCAUUUGAGACAGACUCAACUGUGGAAUGCACCUCUAAGAGGAGUCCUGAGAACAUGGACAAGGUGAAGGUCAAGUUGGCCAACAUGGCCAGGUUGGGACGAACUAAGAAGUCUUGGCUGUGA
This is a messenger RNA of Nerophis lumbriciformis (worm pipefish), 1095 nucleotides long. Lineage: Eukaryota; Metazoa; Chordata; Actinopteri; Syngnathiformes; Syngnathidae. The record is from RefSeq and is a predicted model, not a curated record.